CAUUUUGUUCGUCGAACAUAUUUCGUUCAAAGCCAACAAAUGUUUCGCAUCCGACAUCCAGCUACAAGAAUCGUCCGCUUCCUGUUGUGUUUGGCCGUUUUGUCUUUGUUUUUAACCCUCUACGAAUUAGCGUAUUUCAAUCGCCAAGAUAAUCAACUAGUUAGCUCAGGAGCUUCCACGACAUCUGACGAAAUGGAUUCGUGGUCCGUCUCUCAAAUGAUGGCCUAUCUGGAUUCGGGACGGAUGACAAACCGUUCGUCUUGUAACGUAUUUUACGAAUUUGGUGGUGUUGUUAUAAACGAUACGUACAGAUACAAAGACGGGCAGAAAUCCGUCUGCCUCGACGACGGCCUGAAGCCGGCCGUCAAUGAUUGUCUAGUCUACUCGUUCGGCAUCGAUAACGAAUGGUCGUUUGACGAUGACAUGGCCAAACUGGGCUGCAACGUCUACUCGUUUGAUCCAUCCAUGGAAGAAGACGAUCACAAUCGUAGCCCCAGAAUCCAUUUCUUCCGGAUGGGCAUUUGGAACAGAGACGGGCACAUUUUCCUCGAUAAAAAACGGCCAGACGUGGCGUGGAAAGUACUCACCUUGUCGUCGAUAUACGAGAGAUUGAAAGUGUUCCACGGGCAGCGUGUUAUCGACUACGUCAAGAUCGACAUAGAAGGAGACGAAUGGAUGAUACUGCCGCAGAUCAUGCAAUCGGGGAUAUUAAACAGAGUCAAGCAAUUAGCCAUGGAAAUUCAUUUCGAUGGAGACGACAGCGUUGAUGACAUCCGCCAGCGGAUAAAUGUAUUGCGCUCGCUGGAACGCGAACACGGAAUGAUUCCGUUUGAUUACAAGAACAACUUGAAUAGCAGAGGUUUCGUUCCCGCUGCUCCGCACAAUUACGCAUGCGCCGAAAUCGCUUACUUCAACUCAAAAUUCAAAAAUGCGACAUCAAAUUGAUAUGAAUACAU
This is a messenger RNA of Daphnia carinata, 956 nucleotides long. RefSeq lists its product as uncharacterized. The transcript has 2 exons. Lineage: Eukaryota; Metazoa; Arthropoda; Branchiopoda; Diplostraca; Daphniidae. The coding region runs from base 40 to 945 and encodes 301 amino acids. Gene Ontology annotation, molecular function: S-adenosylmethionine-dependent methyltransferase activity. The record is from RefSeq and is a predicted model, not a curated record.